Ophidiomyces ophidiicola is the source of this 372-nucleotide messenger RNA. RefSeq lists its product as uncharacterized. The record is from RefSeq and is a predicted model, not a curated record. The transcript has 2 exons. The coding region runs from base 1 to 372 and encodes 123 amino acids. NCBI's taxonomy places the organism in Eukaryota, Fungi, Ascomycota, Eurotiomycetes, Onygenales, Onygenaceae.
AUGUCCCGCGUGCGCUCCCCGGCGUCCGAAAGGGAGGAAAACACCCGCUGCCCAACCAUCAAAGCAGACAUCUACACCACCGGCCGCGGCGGCUCUGGGAACAUGGUCUCCAACGACGACCCCAAGGCUGCCCGGGCGCGGCAGGAUCUCGAUAUCCCCCCGUCUGUGUCCGCAGGCACUGCCGAUGAAGGCCGGUUUCACACUGGGCGAGGCGGGGCUGCAAAUGUCUACACACGAUCUCCCAACGACAUGGUUCGCCCCAGCAACGACGACGACGACGAUGACGGCCAGACACUGGUGGAAAAGACCAGCAGCAGCCCAGACCCGGAGCGUGCAAAGCCCGGCCAAGGUCCGACCAAGAUGGAUGGAUGA